AAACCUAAGGUGCGGACGAACUAUGGCAUUUCAAUGUUAACUUUCGCAGCACCAACAAUUUGGAAUCAAUUACCAAACAAGAUUCAAUCUUCUCGAAGUGUUCCCAUCAUGAAAAGAGAGCUAAAAAAGUACUUUGUUAAUAAUGAAUAAUUGAAUACCAUUCUUAUAGUUUAUAUUUUGGGCUGUAUGACACACCUUUCACUAACCACCCAUUAUAAGCAUUCGCACACAAACAGAUCCCCCUCUGUUUCUAUGUAGGUAAUUCACUACCCUGUCGGGAAUAUACACAUUACGUGUCACCCGCUCAUUGUCUGUAUUUUAAUACAUAGCUUACUGAAUAAAUAAAUAAUAAUAAUAAUAAUAUAAUGUUAUUAUAAAGGUAAUCCUAUACUCCAUGUAUAAGCCAAGAUUAAGAUUUUACAUAUCAUGGCUUUGAUCAGUGUAGUCUAAUAUUACUAAUUGAAUUGUAUUUGCAGUAUUCGAUUGCCUUUAUGUCUGGAAUUAUGGCUGUAAAAAUACUUUUGUGUCAAUCUAACACAAUAACUUUUUCAAAUAUAUCUAGUUUAUGAAUGUUCUUCUGUGGACAGUGUUAAAUGUGCCAAGCAAUGACUUUGAGAAAUUGUUUUCAUCUUAGCAUGGUGUCUAAAAGAAAUAAAAAGGUAGAUGGAACAAUGUCGCCCGACUGAACUUUGCUAAUACAUAAGGGCUGAUAGCCAAAGUCAAUAUUACAAUAUCUUUUAAGAUUACAGUGUUCACCAUGUCAUAAAACAGGAAGAUUUCUUUUGAUAAAAUGAGGUUUCAUUCUUCCUGUUUUUGCUACUUCCUUUUAUUUUCUAUAAUUAAUGGGUCCAAAUUACAUGUACAAUUCAAAUACAUAUAUAAACAAGACAAAAAUUGAAUCCCAAUUGAAUUUCAAUUUUAAGUACUGAGGAAUAUUAGAACAAUGAUUUCAUACCAGCUGAUGAUAGCUUUUCUUCUGAUAUCUUUGUUGGUACAUGUUUAUGGAAACUUAAUAUCUGCUUCUAGAAAUGCAUUGGAAUCAAAACACAAAAGCAGCUGUCAAGUGUGUGACUGUGUUGGCCUCACUGCCGAUUGCUCAUCAAGAAAUAUUGCGUCAUUGCCACAAGAGUUACCAAGAGAUAUAACAGUACUUAGACUAUAUAAUAAUUGCAUAACUCAUUUGCCUGAUGGGUUGUUAGGACAACUAUAUCAGAACUUGGAAGUGUUGGACAUUGAUCUGAACAAAAUAGCUAUUUUUGGAAACCAUACAUUUACUGGUCUUGGAAAUCUGCAGUAUCUCAUGAUAGGCCAUAAUCCUUUUAAACCAGAACGUUUUCACAAACUUGUUUACAAGCCAUUGGAAAAUAUACACACAAUUCAAGUCAAUGGUAUGGGGGAUGAAUCAAAACUUGAUUCCAGAAUAGCUUUAUUUGAUGCAUUUGAAGGUCUACAAAAUUCAACAAUUGAGGCAAUCAUAUAUAAACAAAUUACCCUCAUGCCCUUUGUGCUAGAAAACAAACAUUUGCGAUAUUUCAAACACUGCCAUUUGAAGAAGAUGGUUCUAGCAGAAAAAGGAAUAUUUGCAAUUGAACCUGGGUUUUCCCACAAUGUGCCCCAAUUAGAAAUGAUAGAUUUGUCAAGUAAUAUAUUACGAGGGAGAUUUCCAGGGACCAAUAUAUUUUUUGACAUUUAUUUGAUGAGAUAUCUAAGGGUGGUGAAAAUAGAAGGCAACAGUAAUGUUUUAUUCAAAAGAAACAAUAUCAUUGUCCCAUUUUCAAAGAAAAUGAGUGAAAAUGAAUGGGCAGUUCCUGCGGGCCUUGUCGAGGUACACCUGAGGCAGACCACUGUGGAUAUUGCUCCUUAUCACCUUCCAUUUGGAGUAAAGUUGCAACAUAACAAUAAGAUCAAGAUCAUUGAAGCCUCUGCUAGUUUUGUCACCACUUAUAUAGGUGGUGCACUCAAAGGACUGGUUAAUUUGGAAAGAUUUGUAUAUAGUGAUAAUGACUGUAUUUUUGCACCUGAAUUCUUCACAUGUGAGACUGGCUACUUUGAAAGUCUACAAUAUCUUGACUUGGCAAACAACAGAGCAAUACUUCAUUCAUCUAACUCUUCUUCCACCAUCUUCAAAAACUGUUCAAAGCAGCGACUCAUCGAUGUGUCAUACAAUGAUAUAACAGAUAUCGAUGCAAAGGCCUUUGUUGACACAACAGGACUUGAAAUUCUCAACUUGAGUGGUAACAAAAUAAAACAGAUCGUAAUUAUACUGACACAGCUUAAAUCCUUGAGAAUCCUCAAUAUAUCAAACAAUCACAUAAAUACUAUUGAAGAAAACAAAAGAAAGGAAAUUGAUGAACUAAUAAAAACAUCAAGCAGGAAUUUAACAAUAGACAUCAGACAUAAUCCUUUGAUCUGUAACUGUGAUUCUUUCAAGCUUAUAGACUGGACGCAAACACAUAGUGAUAACAUCUACAAAUGGCAAGAAGUAACAUGUAUUCACAUCAAUGGCUCAGAAGUGGCAAUCAAUGACAUUUUGUUACCUGGGAUGAAAUGGGAUUGCUGGAAGGCUAUGAUAAUUCCACCUGUGGUAUCUUUUGGACUUGUUGUACUAGGCAGUGUGCUUGUUAUCUGUAUCUACAGGCGUAGAUACAAAAUACACUAUCUAGCCCUUCUGAUAAGGGCAUUACUCAGACGUCAUCAACAGGUUGAUUUUCAGUUUGACUUUGAUUGAUUUAUGAGUUACAGCUCUCUGGACAAAAACUGGGCACUGACCAACAUAUAUGCACAUCUAGCAGAUAAAUACAAGAACACAAAUGUGUACAAAAUGUCCCCACCAAGUGGUGAUCCCGUGAAAUGGUUAUCCUGAAAAUGAGUAGACAAGACUUUACCAACACAAUUUGAGGACGGAAAAUCCAAAGUGGCCACCUUAAAAUUUACCCAGAAUGCCAAAAAUUUAGUCAGUUCUAGAUUUUCAUACUAAGAACCACCCCUGAAAAUUUGAAAUUGAUCCCUCACACAGUUAACCAGAAAACAUGUAAACAAGACUUUACAGACAAGAUUUCAGGAUGGAAAAUCCAAAAUGGCUGCCUUGACAUUUACCCAGAAUGUCAAAAAACUAAUCUGUUUGUAGAUUUUCAUACUAAGAAUCAUCCCUGAAAAUAUGAAAUUGAUCUACCAAACGGUUCACCUGAAAAC
Owenia fusiformis is the source of this 3192-nucleotide messenger RNA. The record is from the annotation of a GenBank genome assembly. NCBI's taxonomy places the organism in Eukaryota, Metazoa, Annelida, Polychaeta, Sabellida, Oweniidae.